Notechis scutatus (mainland tiger snake) is the source of this 1492-nucleotide messenger RNA. NCBI's taxonomy places the organism in Eukaryota, Metazoa, Chordata, Lepidosauria, Squamata, Elapidae. The record is from RefSeq and is a predicted model, not a curated record.
GGGAAGAGAUCCAGCUGUGGUCCUGGGUGACUGAUGGAUGUUUUCCCAUUCAAAGGGAGGUAGGAGGUUCUCACGCUGAAGAAAUACGUCAACUGGAAGCGAUUUGUGCAGCCUUUCAUAGAGACAAAGUUCUCUUCAACGAAGAGGGCUGAAUGGUUUGUUCUGGUUAGUCCUGAGGCUAGAUGAAUGCUCCAAUGAAUGAAAAAGCAUUUGGAGAUCCUCAAGAUUCCUUCAACCUAUUUGGAAUUAUAUCAUAGGACAGAGAAAGAUGGCAAGCCAUCCUUUAGCAAAUGAGAGAACUGGAAAAAACCCUUCUGGUGCUCAGCCUGGGAACUGUGGGGAGAUCUGGGCAAGAACUGGGCAGAAGAUCCUGGAGGAGGAAACCAUCGUUUCACAAGUUCAUGCCUGGAACUUCAGGAGCAUCCAAUAUCAGGGGGAUGAAGGUCCCCGAGGACUUUGCACCCGACUCCACUACUUUUGUAAUCGAUGGUUGAGACCAGAAAAGCACACAAAAGCGCAGAUGCUGGACCUGGUUGUUUUGGAGCAGUUCCUGGCCCUUCUGCCCGUGCAGAUGCAGAGCUGGGUGCGGGAGUGUGGAGCAGAGACCAGCUCCCAGGUGGUGGCCCUGGUGGAAGGCUUCCUCCUGAGCCAGGCGGAGGAGAAGAAGGAGCAGGUUGAGUUGCAGUCCUUCACUGUGGAGAUCAGAGAUCCUGAGGGAAAGAGGCAUCUAUCGGAUACCCCUCAGGAACUAUUUUUCUUGAGGACUACUCAGGACGACAUAAAUCAAGAAACAUCCAGAGGGAAUAAUAGGCUGAAGCUGACACUUCCUUAUGAUGAAGAUGAAACAAUGGUUGAACCUCCAACUCAAGAGGGUAUUGUGCCCUUUGAGGAGGUGGCUGUUUAUUUCUCUGAUGAGGAAUGGUCUCAGCUGGAUCCUCACCAAAAAGGUCUGCAUCGGGAAGUCAUGCUGGAAAAUUAUAGGAAUGCAGCUUCUUUAGGUAACAAUGGGCAGGAGAAUACAGAGUCAAUUGAACCAUUCCAAAAGUUCAGACUUGGGAACAGAACAGAGAAGCCUGCAAAUCAAAUGGAACAACAAAGGCAGGAGAGAAACCUGUCAAAUCAUUGGAAUAAGGAAAGCUUAUCUUCAGUUGAUGCUCAGUUGCAAGGCUUUCUUGACCAACUAGGAAAAAUAAAGAAAAAAUAUACUGGGACAGGUUUAGGACCAUUCAAAGACAUAUUAGACGUAAAUGAAUAUUAUCCAACCCAACCCAAACCAGAAGACUACAUAUGCAAUGACAACGGAAGAAAUUACAAUGGGAUUUUCACUCUUUCUAGAGAAAGAGCGACAUCUCGUAAAAGAAUGCACAUAGGAGAGAAGCCAUUUAAAUACAUUGAGUGUGGAAAGCACCAACAUGGUCAUCUUACUUCCCAUAACAGAAGUCAUAUAGGGGAGAAGCUAUAUAAAUGCAUGGAGUGUGGAAAGGGCUUCAGC